ACAGCUCUGCUCAGAGGUUUGGAGCACACACCCUCUACAGCUGAUUCUGACAGCUUCUCUUGCACUCACUCACUCACAACACACACAUUUAAAUACCCUCAUAGGAAGACUUGCUGUAAAUUGAGUCCUCACUCUCAAUGAUACCACCAUGGGAUGCUCAGGGCUGUUGAUUUUGGGCUUUGUCCUAAGUGUGUCUCACUGCUUGGACAUGUUGGAUAUGGAGGAGGACAUGGAGAUUGACCGUAACGUCACUGGGAUCCUUGGAGAGGAUGUCUUCCUCCGCUGUCAGUACCUGGGACUGAAUGUCAUCACAUACGCCUCAUGGAAACGCCCAGACUCUAGAAUGAAGCGAUUGAUGAAGAAAUUAACAGGCUACAAGAACAACAAGGCUUUCAGCAAAGACCCAGACUUCUCCGCCCCAGCCUCUCCCACCAAUCUGACUGUGAAGAUGAGGGUGUCUACUCUGGAGGCCCAGGGGGAGUACACAUGUGUGUUUGCCACCGAUGAAGAGGAGAUCACUAACAGCAUGUUUCUCACUGUUCUGGCUCGACCUGAUAUCUACACAGUGGUGACAGAGGACACAGACAACGCUACCCACUACCAGUCAGUCACAUGCUCAGCUACCAAUGGUAAACCUGUGGCUCUGAUUCGCUGGGAGAUCAACGGCAGCUCUCCUACUGACGACUCCUCUGUGGAGAUGAGGAACACCAGUUAUACCAAUGGCACUGCCACUAUGACCAGCUUACUCCGCUUCCCCACCCACCUACAGGGCCAGGACAGGGUGACCUGUGUGGUCCAGCACCCAACCCUGCCUGACCCCACCACACAUGUCACAGUGAGGGUGGAGACUUUCGUGGCUCCCAAUGUGACCAUUGAGACAUACCUGGUUCUAGAGGAAGGGGAGAAGUUCUGGGUGGUCGCCUGUGGUGCGGCUGGAGGGCGACCCCGAGCUGACAUCACCCUGGUGCUGCCCAAUCAGGAGGUCAGUUCCAUGCUACAGAAGGAGGUUGUCAUGGAUGCAGCAGACACAUGGGUCAGGUCAUAUCGCUUCCCAGCUGAGCUUCAUGAAGGGGAAAACAUCACCUGCCUGUUUGACCACCCCAAGUUCCCACACGGAGAGCUUCGGACCGUCACUUUGCCGGCAUUCUCUCUGUCUGCUGUUCGGCUGCAGAACCCAGGGUUGGCCGACGGCAACAACAAGAGCCAGGCUGUAGAGUCAGUGGUUCUGGAGGAAGGACAGAGCAAAACCACCAUCGGGCUAGAGGUCGUUGGGGAUGUACCACGUUACAGUAUAGUAUGCACCAAAGAAGAGCAGUCUCUCCCUGAGGGUGUGGCAGUAUUUGGCAGUGCUCUAACCCUGCAGGGUCCUGUUGAGCUCUACCAUGCAGGGCUGUAUGAGUGUGAGGCCUCCUACUACAGCCACAGGGCAUCUGUACUGCUGGACAUUACCGUUAACCCACGUGUCAAGCAGCCUGUGACUGUUCCUCCCAGCAUAAGGAUUGAUGUCCAGGACAGACUGGGUGACAGAUUCAUUGAGUGCCUGGCUGCAGACUCCGUCCCUGUUGCCAAUGUGUCCUGGGUUCUACCUGAGGGUGUGUCUGGGCCCUCCUGGUCCAGUCUCACAUCCCAUAAUGGAACCUAUUCUGUCAGCAGUGUGUUAGUACUGCCUGCCUGCUCAGCCCAGGAGCUCAAUAUGGAGUGUGUGAUAGAUCAUACUGUGUUUGUGUUGCCAGAGAGAAGACAGAUAACACUCCCUGUGUGUGGUCCUCCUAACAUCACCAUCCAGUCCAGCUCUGAGUGGGAGGAAGAUGUAGCAUACACACUGGUGCAGUGCACUGUGGACAAUGUUGGACCUGCUGCCACCAUCUCCUGGAGUCUUGGAGACUGGGACAGUGACAAUAGUACCAGUCAGCUCAUGGAGGUGCAGGAGCAGGUUCACAGGCAGCCUGAGCUCCAUGCCAAUGGCUCUGUGACGGUCCGUAGUGUGUUGAGGUUCCCCACUUCCAUGUUCUCUGGUCAGAAUGUCACCUGUGUGGUGGAUCACCUGGGUCUUGAGAAGCCAGAGCGAACAGGGAUACUGCUGCGUGGACUGGAGUCCCCUGUGAUGCGUGUUUUUGUUGGGCGGCAGAGGGGAUCUUCUCUGUGGCUGGCUGUAUGUGAGUACAGAGGGGACAGGCUCGGAGCACACCUCUCUUGGGUUCUACCUGACAACGCCACAGGCCACAUCUCCUUCCGCUCUGGGUAUGAAGGAGUGAGAGUGCUAACCAACCUCACCUAUGAGUUUUCACUGGCCCUCCACGAGGGACAGGACCUGAUCUGUCUCAUUCAAAAUCACCAUGGACUAAAGGAGAGGAGGACAGUCCAUGUCCCCAAAUACUACAUCUCAUCUGUCAGAGUACUCAAUCAAACCACUCCCCUGUACAAACCUUAUGGAGACGAGUCCGUUAUACAUCGAAUGUCCCUAAAGGAGAAUUUCCACAACCAGAGGAUCCUGCUCAAAGUCUAUGGCAGUGUGCCAACUUAUAGCCUUACCUGUCAGAGAAAUGACGGCACAUUGGUCCAGAUGGAUGGUCGGGCUCUGUUGUUCCACUCAGAGGUCACGGAGCGGGAGGCGGGCCUCUACACCUGCCAAGCCUCUUUCUACCACCAUCAGGCCUCGGUCCUCAUUCAAGUGGAGGUCACCAGUGAAGAUAAACAGCUCAGUGAGUGUACACUCACCUUAUCAUGCAUCAGUGAAACAACAAUAUUGAUUGUCUUCAUCGUCUGUUUCUCCUCGGCUGCAGCCAUCACGAUCCUCCUCAUCGUCACUCUAUGUGUUUUCUGCAAAAUAAAUGGAGGAGACCGCCUAGCAUCUAAGAAGCGGGAGUCGCUGGCACCCUUGACCUCUCUGACCCAGGAACUGUGCUCUCCAGAGCUGAGGAAAGGAAAGACAGCAGUGACAGUACCAGGAGGACGAGGCCAGGAGUACAACCAGCUGCUCAGCUACUCUAUUGUCAUUGAUGCCAGAUCCACUGUGUAAAUGACAGGGUGUGUCCCUACUGGCACACUAUUACCUAUAUAGAGCACUACUUGUGCACGGUAUAUGGAAUAGGGUGCCAUUUGAGACUGAAUUGUUUUAUUUGGCAGUUAAAAAAAGACGUACUCACAGUACAUGCAUUUAAAAAACUUGACCGGGAUAUCAGAGACUUUUGGUCCCUAAAUUCCAUGGUGCAAAAACAUUACAACAUUACAUAGAUGGACUCAUGACAUGGAUCAACUUUUUUUAUUUUUUCAAUUUCUCGAUCAUUAGCCAGAUUUUGACUUUAGACACAACCAUAGUCUUCUACUAUAUGUUGGAGUCCACGCUACAGUAUCCUGCAUCGCUCUUACGUGGUGCAUGAUGCAGCUUCUCCUAAUGCCAAGUCAUUCAAAUGCAUUAUUUUGUGAAUUUUUCAUUUUUAGUUUUGUUUAUUGGUGUAUUUCAUGCAUUGGUGUUUUAAAUAAUUGUAAUGUGUUGUAAAACUCAUAGAAAUUAUGUUGAGCGUAGCUUCUAUUUGUUUGACUGUUUUGUAUUAUGCUGAACUUGAAAAGGUUAUUCAUUUUGGUUAUCUAAUGUUGUAAAAUCUGGAGCAUUAUCAGUAAAAGUAGUGUAAAUGUGUAUCUUGUUGUUAAACCUGCUUUGUUUUACAGGUUUAAGACUAAAUUAAUUGACACAAGUGUGUGCACGUACAUACACACACAUUCUUGUAUAACUGAACUUGUGUGGUCACACAAUUCAGUCCCACUCAAAGUCCUAUUUUCCAGAACCCAUAAACUUUAACCUUUACCCCAAAACCUAAUCUAGCUCCUGAACCUAACCGUAACCCUAAAACCCCUAGAAAUAGCAUUUGACCAUAUGGGGACUAACAAAAUGUCCCCUAGUUGGUACAUUUUUGGUUGUUUACUAUUCUUGUGGGGACUUCUGGUCCGCACAAGUAUAGUUAAACACGUCCAGACACACACACACACAGUUAGAAUUAAUUUCUUCCCACUAACCCUGAUUGUGUCAUGGAAAUAAGACACUACUAAUAGAGCUCACCUCAUCACUUGCAGAACAGCAGUAAAAUGUAUUCUCACUCGAGAGAAAAAAGUAAAUCAGGUUGGAUCAGGUUUUGCAACAUUUUAAUACAGACUGCACCUUGCUGUAAUGAAUUUAAUAUAAAUGUGUGAUGUGGCAAUUUUCUUCA
Messenger RNA from Oncorhynchus tshawytscha (Chinook salmon), 4205 nucleotides. RefSeq lists its product as uncharacterized. The coding region runs from base 149 to 3019 and encodes 956 amino acids. The record is from RefSeq and is a predicted model, not a curated record. Gene Ontology annotation, cellular component: adherens junction. The transcript is spliced from 15 exons. Gene Ontology annotation, biological process: heterophilic cell-cell adhesion; homophilic cell-cell adhesion. Lineage: Eukaryota; Metazoa; Chordata; Actinopteri; Salmoniformes; Salmonidae.